CACUUCCGGCAGCAUGUUUUCAAAACUAUGCAGACGAAUUCAAAGACGAACUCUGUCAAAUUUUCAAACAUUUGUGCGUCAGAAGCAAAAACAGACAAAAGUGACACCAAACCAGAUCUACUCGAACACUUUUUACAGAUAUUCGUUGGUUAUUAACCAGUUAGAAAACACACUAUUAAACAUUUUAAAACGGCGAAAUACCGGCUUCUCAUUCAAGACCUUUGCUGUGCCGUUUGCAGGAUCAUUGGCACUGAUAGGAAUCAAAGCAAAUUGUUCCGGGAAUUUAGAUGCAAAUAAUUUGAGGCUUUUAGAAGCAGUUAAAGAUAAAGACAAUACCACCUUAGAGAGGUUGAUCAAAAGUGGUGUAGAUUUAAAUAAAAGACACCAGUUAGGAUGGACAGCAUUACAAGUAGCUGCAAUCAACAAAAAUCUGAAAGCAGUGGAAUUGCUGUUGAAGAAUGGAGCUGACCCUAACUUAGGGGAUGACUACACUCAUUAUUUGAUGAUGGCUAGAGAAAGGGGCUUUAAUGCAUUACAAGUAAUGUUAGCAAGAGAAGAAGAAUUCAGUGAUAGAUUAAACAGACAAUCAACGUUCCAGGGCUGUACAGCUUUACAUUAUGCUGUGUUGAUUGACGAUGCUGCCAUUGUCAGGGCUUUGUUGGAAGCAGGAGCAGAUCCUACUAUUGAGAAUAAGAAUGGACAUAAACCAGUGGAUUAUGUCAAGAGUGAAAAUGUCAGUCAAGUUCUACAUAAUGCAGAGAACAAAUUCAAUGAAUUGAAAGAAGCUAAAGAAGCAGAAGAGAGGAGAAAGUUUCCAUUAGAACAGAGACUGAAACAGUUCAUUAUUGGUCAGGAGGGGGCAAUCAAUACAGUGGCUGCUGCUGUAAGAAGAAAAGAGAAUGGAUGGUAUGAUGAAGACCAUCCUCUUGUUUUUCUUUUCCUGGGAUCAUCCGGUAUAGGCAAAACAGAACUAGCAAAGCAAGUAGCAACAUACCUACACAAAGAUCCUAAAAAGGCUUUUAUCAGAAUGGAUAUGUCAGAGUAUCAAGAAAAACAUGAGGUUGCAAAGUUUAUAGGAUCACCUCCAGGAUAUAUUGGACAUGAUGAGGGAGGUCAACUGACCAAGAAAUUAACAGAAAGUCCAAAGGCUGUAGUACUGUUUGAUGAGGUGGACAAAGCACAUCCAGACGUUCUGACAAUAAUGCUGCAAUUAUUUGAUGAGGGAAGAUUGACAGAUGGAAAAGGGAAGACAGUGGAUUGUAAAGAUGCUAUAUUUAUCAUGACUUCUAAUUUAGCCAGUGAGGUCAUAGCUGAACAUGCUCUACAGUUAAGGAAAGAAGCUGAUGAAAUAGAUAAACAGAAACAUACAGGAAAACUGGAGGAUUUAGAAUCAUCAGAAAGAAUAACUAUAUCCAGAAGGUUCAAAGACCAAGUUGUCAGACCCAUUUUGAAGAGACAUUUUAGAAGAGAUGAAUUUUUGGGAAGAAUCAAUGAAAUUGUUUACUUUCUACCUUUCUCAAGAUCUGAACUCUCAAAAUUAGUGACAAAAGAGCUACACCAUUGGUCUGAACAGGCCGAGAAGAAACACAAUAUGAAGUUGUUAUGGGAUCACAAUGUUGUCGAUAUUUUGGCUGAUGGCUAUGAUGUUCACUAUGGGGCUAGAUCCAUCAAAUAUGAGGUGGAAAGAAGAGUGGUUACCCAGCUAGCCAUGGCUCAUGAGAGAGGGCUAAUACAGAAAGGCUGUGUGAUCAAACUUGCUGCUUCACAUGCUAACGAUUUGAUCAAAUCAACAGAACAAUCAGAUAAAGACAAAAAUGUUCCUACUAUAUCACUUCAACUUCAAAAGAAAGGAAAGAAGGAGGAAUAUAUUGAUAUUAAUUUCAAGAAUGAAGAAAAUCCAUUUGAUAUUGGCUUUAAGUGAUAAUGAUGUUUAUUAUAAAAUUCUUCUUGUAAAUAUAAGAGAUUUUGUCAAGUUUAUGAUCAUAAAGUGACAGUUACAUGCAUAUGUCCAAAUGAUUUCUACGAUUGGAAUAUAAUUUGUUAAUGAUUUUUUGACAAGUUCUGUUAUGAAUGCUGACUAUUGUGUGAAUUUUGUAAAUCCAAGUGCAUUUAUUGAUGUCUAAAAAUGUACAAUAAGAUUUUGAAUAUUUUUUAGGGACUGUGGACAAUUAGAAUUUUUUAUUUAUAGUGCGGUACUUAAUUAAUCUUUAACAUUUAG
Molecule: messenger RNA, 2218 nt
Organism: Mytilus trossulus (common blue mussel)
Lineage: Eukaryota; Metazoa; Mollusca; Bivalvia; Mytilida; Mytilidae
Product: mitochondrial disaggregase-like
Exons: 16
Coding region: 14-1921 (635 amino acids)
Biological process (GO): cellular response to heat
Cellular component (GO): cytoplasm; mitochondrion
Molecular function (GO): ATP hydrolysis activity; protein binding; ATP binding
Source: RefSeq, a predicted model, not a curated record